This is a messenger RNA of Aspergillus sclerotioniger CBS 115572, 2109 nucleotides long. RefSeq lists its product as uncharacterized. Lineage: Eukaryota; Fungi; Ascomycota; Eurotiomycetes; Eurotiales; Aspergillaceae. Gene Ontology annotation, cellular component: nucleus. Gene Ontology annotation, molecular function: DNA binding; zinc ion binding; DNA-binding transcription factor activity, RNA polymerase II-specific. Gene Ontology annotation, biological process: DNA-templated transcription; regulation of DNA-templated transcription. The transcript has 6 exons. The record is from RefSeq and is a predicted model, not a curated record. Bases 140 to 1924 code for a protein of 594 amino acids.
CCACGUAAAACCCACGUGGGCAGCUUAGACAAGUCUAUUGCUUUGGUUGAUAUAUUUGCAAGAUCGCCAUACUUCAAGACCUGACAAGGAACUGCUCAUUUACUUGGUCGAGUACAGAGCAUAGUUUGCGACAGCAUCGAUGGCGGGACAAGCACAGCGACAACAACCAGGACUUGCAUGUGAAGAAUGUCGACGAAAAAGGAUCCGCUGCGAUAGGGGAACCCCGCAAUGCAUGGCUUGUGCUACUGCCGGGGUGAAUUGCGUCGUGCGAGACAGCUGUCCCCCCAGAGGACCAAAGAAGGGAUAUCUCAAGACGCUACAGAAAAGAAUCGAGGACCUUCAAAGCCAGCUAGAAAAACAACAACGGGCUUCUCCUACUGAAACAAGAGCCUUCUCACCCUCCCAAGAGGGGACCACAGACAACGAAGGUGGCAGCGGGGGGAGCAGUACAGACCAUACGGAAAUUCAAAACACCACCAGCACCACUCCAGAAACCAUUGUGAAUCUCCCGCAAUGGCCGGCACCGGUGGAAUUCCAAGUGCCCAUGAUCCACAUGGAACCCUGGGGUUGUUUCGACGCAAGCUCGCCAUUUCCCUCCCUUCCCUCGGUGGACAAUCUUCAGGAGCUGGUUCAAAUUUAUAAGGAGCCUGAUUUUAUAAUAACACCUAUGAUGCACAACGACCUAGACCAGCUGUACUUUGAUCGGGCUUAUGCAUUUGCGCCAAUAAUUCAAACACACCGCUACCGGUCUUGGUCCAAGCAGGCAAGUAAGAGCAAGCAAAAAACCUGCCUACAGCAUGCGAUGUGGACGUUGGCUUCAUCCCUCUCCAGUCAGUUCCAAGACGAUGGGCGCAAAUUAUACAACAAGACAAGACAGCUUCUGCAUGCAGUCGAAUCCGACGAACCCUCUCAGCAAAUAUGCCUGGAGCAGGCCCAGGCAUGGACCUUGCUUGCCCUCUACGAGCUAACAUGUCAAGACUUCCACCGAGGGAUGAUGUCCGCCGGGAGGGCCUUUCGUUUGAUCCAGAUGAUGAGGUUAUACGAACUGGAUGUACCUCAAGCACCGGCUACCAUGCAACUAGAGCAGUAUCAAGGGCAACUCACUCUUCAGGGGCCAGUGCAAGAUGACUGGAUCGAUAUUGAAACCAAACGGCGGACCUUCUGGCUGGCAUAUACAAUCGACCGUUUCACGAGUAUGGUUGAUGGGCUGCACAUGUUCUUCGAUGAACGGCUGAUCCGUACCCGUCUACCGGCUCCCGAGGCGAACUUUGCCAGUGGUCGUCCCAUGGAGAUGAGCUUUCUCGCGGACAUGAUUCCGAUCGUCGACCUGGAGUGGCCGCACAACAACCUGUCAUCCUUUACUGAGAGUGUCAUCGGCGCUACCAUCUGUGGACGGGUUCUGGAACAUAAACAGAAACCUCCAGGCAGGCCUUGCCAGGAAUUCUGCCGUCGACAUCGUUCCCUGAAUGCACUAUUGGCUCAACGCAUCCGGAUGCUGCGAUUAUAUGCCUCAUUGGAAUACCCGGACCCUAUCAUCUCCUUUGUCACUCUAGCGGCCCAUAUCGCCGUGCUGAUGCUCUAUGACCUGAUCGAGUCCCGACCCCUAGGGACCGACCCACAAGGCACGCAGCUCACCCAAGCUCUCUACACCGAACACAAACAACAAUCGCUGGAUUCUGUGGCUGAUAUCGCUGUUCUAAUUGCCGUACUUGGGCAGCACUUUCAGAUGCACCCCCUAACACCCAUCCUACUCCUCCUCGCCGCCCGAUUCUCCCAAUCUCACCCCGGGCUCAAUGACGCCUACAUCAAACUCAUGCCCAGCAUCGUAACGACAUUACAAGCCUCAACUGGUCUCAACAAACUGGCACAAAAUUUCCUUUCCCUUUUAGAACCUCAGGGCGACAAUUGGUGUGCCUUGAUUUAGAAUGAUUGGAUUUAGAUAUGUAUUAAUGACGACAUGUACGAAGUGGCGUUGGUUGUAACUUUACGUGGGGUUGGAAUAUGUCUGGAGUUUUGGAGGUGGAAGCGCUAUUUUAUUUGCAUGUUCAAACAAAUAUACUCACUCUAGAGAUAGACUAGAAAGAAUACAUCCGAGAUAGAAGAAUUCUU